Molecule: messenger RNA, 3997 nt
Organism: Dermochelys coriacea (leatherback sea turtle)
Lineage: Eukaryota; Metazoa; Chordata; Testudines; Dermochelyidae
Gene: ATP2C1
Product: ATPase secretory pathway Ca2+ transporting 1
Exons: 28
Coding region: 535-3294 (919 amino acids)
Biological process (GO): intracellular calcium ion homeostasis; calcium ion transmembrane transport; manganese ion transport
Cellular component (GO): Golgi membrane; plasma membrane; endoplasmic reticulum
Molecular function (GO): P-type calcium transporter activity; ATP hydrolysis activity; ATP binding
Source: RefSeq, a predicted model, not a curated record
AGCGUGCAGCAGACGGGUUCCCUGGGUCUCGCUGAGGUGCUGGCGGGGCGCGCGGGCGCUUCCUAACGGGUGGCUGCGUGCGCCCGGCGGUCCCGUGCGGGGAGAGGAAGUCGCUGCUCCGGAGACGGGGAGUGGCAGAGGCGCGCGCGCCCGCCUUGGCCCGCGCGUCUGGGGGAGGGGGGAGGGAAGGAGGAGGAGGAAACUCUGAGGCGCCUGCGCAUCUACAACUCCGUCUGCCCAAGGGGCCCUUCCGUUCCCGGCCCCACGGGUAGCGGAAGUGGAUCGAGCGCUCGGGGAGCGGGGAUGCGUCCGUGCCGCCGCCGCGCGGAGCCCGAGCAGUGAGGCGUGCUCGGGGGGGCGGAGGAACCGCCGCCUGCGCCACAGGCGUCUCGGAUGUUGCUGCAGGUGGGGGCAAUGGGAGCUGUGUAACUGCCUGGGAUCUGGGGCGGCUCCCCCUUCUCCUCCGUGCCAGCUCCAGUGCUGCUGUUGCUAAAGUCUUUGUAACUAACAACCCAAGUGCAGUUUCGAUGGAAAAUGAAGGUUGCAGGUUUUCAACAAAUGCCUAAUGGUGACAAUGAGACAAUGAUUCCUGUACUGACUUCAAAAAAAGCAAGUGAAUUGCCCGUAAGUGAAGUUGCAACCAUUCUUCAAGCUGAUCUUCAGAAUGGCUUAAAAAACUCUGAAGUUUGUCAUAGGCGGACGUUCCAUGGAUGGAAUGAGUUUGAUAUCAGUGAGGAUGAGCCGCUAUGGAAAAAAUACAUUUCUCAGUUUAAAAACCCCCUUAUUAUGCUUCUCCUGGCUUCUGCAGUCAUCAGUAUUGUAAUGCAUCAGUUUGAUGAUGCCGUCAGUAUCACUGUGGCAAUACUCAUUGUUGUUACAGUUGCCUUUGUUCAGGAGUACCGCUCAGAAAAAUCUCUCGAAGAGCUUAGUAAACUUGUACCUCCCGAAUGCCACUGUGUACGUGAAGGUAGGGUGGAACACACACUUGCCAGAGACUUAGUUCCAGGUGAUACAGUCUGCCUGUCAGUGGGAGACAAAGUCCCUGCUGAUCUACGCUUGUUUGAGGCUGUGGAUCUUUCUGUUGAUGAAUCUAGUCUGACAGGCGAGACUGCUCCUUGCUCUAAAUCGACUGCUCCUCAGCCAGCUGCUACCAAUGGAGACCUCACCUCCAGAAGCAAUAUUGCUUUCAUGGGAACACUGGUUAGAUGUGGAAAAGCAAAGGGGAUAGUGAUUGGAACUGGAGAAAACUCAGAGUUUGGGGAGGUUUUUAAGAUGAUGCAAGCAGAAGAAGCUCCAAAGACACCUCUGCAGAAGAGCAUGGACCUUUUAGGAAAACAGCUUUCCUUGUAUUCCUUUGCUAUAAUAGGUAUUAUUAUGCUGGUUGGCUGGUUGCAAGGAAAGCAUAUCCUUGAUAUGUUUACUAUUGGUGUGAGUUUGGCUGUAGCUGCAAUCCCUGAAGGACUACCUAUUGUGGUAACAGUGACAUUGGCCCUUGGUGUGAUGAGAAUGGUCAAGAAAAGGGCUAUUGUAAAAAAGCUACCUAUUGUUGAAACUUUAGGUUGCUGUAAUGUGAUUUGUUCAGAUAAAACUGGAACUCUGACCAAGAAUGAAAUGACUGUUACUCAUAUUUUUACUUCAGAUGGACUGCAUGCUGAGGUUACUGGAGUAGGCUAUAACAGGUUUGGAGAAGUCAUGCUGGAUGGUGAUGUUAUUCAUGGGUAUAACAACCCCUCUGUUAGCAGAAUUGUUGAGGCAGGCUGUGUGUGCAAUGAUGCCAUAAUUAGAAACAGCACUCUAAUGGGAAGACCAACAGAAGGGGCCUUAAUUGCACUUGCUAUGAAGAUGGGUCUAGAUGGACUCCAGCAGGACUACAUUAGAAAAGCGGAGUAUCCCUUCAGCUCAGAGCAAAAAUGGAUGGCUGUUAAAUGUGUGCACAGGACACAACAGGACAAGCCAGAGAUUUGCUUUAUGAAGGGUGCUUAUGAACAAGUGAUUAGAUACUGUACAACAUAUAACAGCAAGGGGCAGACUCUGCCUCUCACCCAACAACAGAGAGAACAGUAUCAGCAAGAGAAGAUAUCUAUGGGUUCUGCAGGACUUAGGGUUCUCACCCUAGCCUCUGGCCCUGAGCUGGGACAGCUUACCUUUUUGGGGCUGGUGGGAAUAAUUGAUCCUCCAAGGACUGGUGUAAAAGAAGCUGUCACUACACUUAUCGCUUCAGGAGUAGCAAUAAAAAUGGUUACUGGAGAUUCACAGGAGACUGCGAUUGCUAUUGCUAGUCGCCUUGGGUUAUAUUCCAAAAAUUCACAGUCCUUCUCAGGAGAAGAAAUAGAUACUUUGGAUAUUCAACAGCUUUCACAAAUAGUACCAAAGGUUGCAGUGUUUUACAGAGCCAGUCCCAGACAUAAAUUGAAAAUCAUAAAGUCCUUACAAAACAAUGGUGCAGUAGUAGCUAUGACAGGAGAUGGAGUGAAUGAUGCUGUAGCUCUGAAGGCUGCAGAUAUUGGAGUGGCAAUGGGGCAGACUGGAACGGAUGUUUGUAAGGAAGCAGCUGAUAUGAUCCUAGUGGAUGAUGAUUUUCAGACAAUAAUGUCUGCAAUUGAAGAGGGUAAAGGAAUUUAUAAUAACAUAAAAAAUUUUGUUAGAUUUCAACUAAGCACGAGUAUAGCUGCAUUGACUUUAAUCUCACUGGCUACAUUAAUGAAUUUACCUAAUCCUCUCAAUGCCAUGCAGAUCUUGUGGAUCAAUAUUAUUAUGGAUGGACCUCCAGCUCAAAGCCUGGGAGUGGAACCUGUGGAUAAAGAUGUUAUUCGGAAGCCCCCAAGAAACUUGAAGGACAGCAUUUUGACCAAAAACUUGAUUGUUAAAAUACUAGUUUCAUCAAUAAUUAUUGUGUUUGGAACACUGUUUGUCUUCUGGAGGGAGUUACGAGAUAAUGUCAUAACACCUCGAGAUACGACUAUGACCUUCACCUGUUUUGUGUUUUUUGAUAUGUUCAAUGCUUUGAGUUCCAGAUCUCAGACGAAAUCUGUGUUUGAGAUUGGACUCUGCAGUAACAAAAUGUUUUGUUACGCGGUUCUUGGAUCUAUAAUGGGGCAAUUAUUGGUCAUUUACUUUCCUCCACUUCAGAAGGUUUUCCAGACGGAGAGCUUGAGCAUAUUAGAUUUGUUGUUUCUUCUGGGCCUCACCUCUUCUGUCUGCAUAGUGGCAGAGAUCAUGAAGGUUGUUGAGAGAAGCAAGGAAAAGAUCCAAAAACGUGGAAGUUCUUCUUCGUCAUCUUUUCUUGAUGUAUGAUGCAUAUUGCAUUCUUUUAUUUGCAAACUAGGAAUUGCAGUCUGAGGAUGUAAGAGAAAGCAAAACACAGAAUUUGGAGGAUAAAGAAAUCCUGAGGGCUUUUGUCAAGUUCUUUGUGUUUCACCAACUAAAGAUGAACAUUGAUAUUUCAAGACUGUGGAGAUUUAAAACUUCCAGCUGUGGGAGUAACAAAUUAAAUUAUGCAACUUUGGUAACAUUGUCCCUCAAAUAUAAAUUUACUUUUGAGAUUGAGUGGAACUUUGUAAAGUGUGUUGGAGGGUACUUGAAAGAGAAAUGUCAAAGCCUGAGUCCCACCUUCUGCACUUCGGAGGUAUACCUCUAUAAAUACCAUCUUAGAUAUAAAUAUUUUAGUUUGUUUUUAUUUAAUUGUUUUCCUUUACUUUUAUGGUGGUGGAACUUUGUAACUAAUGCAAGGAUAAACUUAAACAUUUCAGAGGCAUUCCUUUUGGUUUAGAAUCUGAGGCACCUGUGCCAUAUUUCAGCUACUGUAUUUAUUUACUUUAUCCUGCAAUGUGUAAAUGGCUCAAGUACCUUGUGCUACUAGUGCGACUAUUUUUUGUAUAUCCUAAGUUGUGGGUGGUUUUGUUUUUUUGCACAGGAUGUGACCACUGUCUGAUCACUUUUUUUUUUGUGAUUGAAAAGCCUAUACUGUAAUUUGAAGUAAAUGUUCGCUUUUCUUAAA